Papaver somniferum (opium poppy) is the source of this 2732-nucleotide messenger RNA. RefSeq lists its product as uncharacterized. Lineage: Eukaryota; Viridiplantae; Streptophyta; Magnoliopsida; Ranunculales; Papaveraceae. The coding region runs from base 102 to 1163 and encodes 353 amino acids. The record is from RefSeq and is a predicted model, not a curated record. Gene Ontology annotation, molecular function: protein binding. The transcript has 9 exons.
GCAUACUAUAAAAUUUCUCUUCACUUACUAUAGAAAACUUAUCCCCUUUCUAUUACGGGUUUGAUAUUCUCAGUGUUAAGUGGUCUUUUCGUCGAUUAGAGAUGGGAAAGAAAAAGAGGGGAAAUUCUGAGGGUGCUGGUACUUCUUCUGGUACUCAGACUGGCAAUCAAGAUAAUACUGAGGAGAAUGAUGAUCAAAAGCUUUUGGAAUUGUUGGGAGGUAUAUCAUUUGUUAACAAACCAUUGAUAAUCCUUUCUCUAUGGGAUACAUCUAGAUUAGAGAGGAAAUGGUAUAGUAUUGUAAGAGGGGUUAAUAGAAGUCUAUUGAUAGAAGAUGUCGCAAGCUUUGAUAACUCAAAUCUAUCUGCUGUAUCUACUUCCAUCAUUUCAGAUACUUAUAUUCUACACUGUCAUGGUGGUGCUAGUAAAGAUGGCAUAGCACAAAAACAAAACUUGUCAUAUGAUAUUCUAAAGAAGGAAUGGUCAACAUCCCAUGAUCUUAAAUUUGCUGGCUGUGGUCAUAUUUCGUUUGCUUCAAAACUUGGGGGUAGUUGUCUUAUAGGAGGUAGUGGAAGUAUUACAUCCGGAGAACAUUUUGCUUUGUCUAAAGGAGGAUAUUUAAGUACAGCAGUUGGUGUGAUUCAUGGAUUACCAGCGAAUUCAUCUGUCUCUUCAUUUGCUUACCACGUGAAAAAAGAUGAGCUAUACUUAUGGACUGAGGGAGCACGUUAUUAUACGUAUUAUACCGCGUCAAAUAAAUGGAUUGAUGGAUCUUCUUCGAAUUCGAUGUUCUCAAAAAGUCCUCAGAAUAUUCAGUCGUAUUUUAUUGGUAACAAUAUGAUAUCCGUGUUAGAGGAUGAAAUAUGGUUGUAUGAUUUGAAAGAUGGCGAGUGGUCUAAAGGUAUAAAAUUACCCAUUCCUCCAAAAACCGAAGAGAAGAUACAUCUCUGUCUUGUGGACUCGAGUCUUUAUGUGCACUGUAUGCAUGCAAAAUGGGGAAACUCAACUGUUUUAUGUAUUCAGUUGAGCACGGAAAGAUCUCGUUACUUAACGGUGCACUGUUUAACGUGUUGGAGAAUUCAAGAUUAUCAACCGCUUCCCCUCUGUGAGUAUUCUCUUACCUUACUUAUUAUAUUAAUGGACUUACAUUCUUUUUUUUACUAGGAACGUGUUGGGGAAUUCAAGUCAAUUUUACUAGAAAAGAAUCACCUUACAUUUUUUUUUUCCUUUCUACUCGAGAAAUCUGGGGAGUCAAAAGGACAAAGCUAAGGUGAAAGAACUGCAUUAUCGCACGAAGAAUAGUGUAUCCAACCAGAUACCUUGGAAGUUGGCGGAAGAUGGUGAUUACCGCCAAAGUUUAGGCCUCAUACUUGGGAAUAAGAUGCCGCACUGUAUUAGCUACAGUGGUAUACUUACGAAUUUGAUGCCUAGCAAUGGUGCUCGAGCAUGCAUGCACGCAGGGUGGAGUACUUGUUUGAAAGACGUUCUUAGUAGCUUCAGCACUGAGCAAUUAUGGGUGGAAACCCUCUCUAGCAAGUGGCCUGGCAAAUUGGAAAUGGGUCAAAUGUUGGUUGCAAUUAUACUAAGAGUGACGAAUUCAUUAGUGGGUUUUAAAGAGCAAGGCUUAUAUAUUAAAAGUAUAAAUGCUGAGAAGAUCGUGUUCCAUGAGUACGACAAGAAUUAUAGGUAUCCCGAGCUAAAGGAUUGCGAAAUUUUGACAGACGAAGAGUCUCAGGACACAUGAUUUGUAUCUUUAGCAGAACUUAUUGAGUCAAUCAAGGGGUUUAUCCCAGGCAGGAUGGGGCCAAAUAUCACUUCAUUUCUGAAAUGCUUACGCGGGAACAGCUCUUAUUGUAAGAAAAUGAUGGACGAAAAGAAAUGGAGACACCUUCUUGCCCAUCCAAAUUUCAUGGACCCAGAAGAAAAAGUUGAUAACUUAGUCGCAAUAAGAUACAGCCUACGUGGAUCCAUGGGUAAAAAUUGUAAAAUUACAAUGGCCGAACUUGGGUGGAAUCCAGUGGCAGCCCCAAUUUCUGACUGGGAACAUUUGGUUACAGAAGCUAGUACUCCAUAUUGCAUCCGUCAACACUUUUAUGAUGCACAUGCUGGGAGAGUGAAAGAUGUAGGUGGAAGGCCUGUAAUUACAAACUAUGAUACAAAAAAUCCAUUGGAUCUCAUCAAAUUCUUGAGAGAUACAUAUGAGCACGUCAACGAUAUUGCACAGGGUUGGCAGAUUUCAAAAAGAAGAUUCGGAAGUUGGAUUGAUACUGUGGCCCCUGGGCUGCUUCCUGUGCACUUCGAAAAGCAUGGUAGUCUUAGGGAUCGGUAUGAGACAGUAGAAAGUACUUGGAACUGAAUUGAAGAUGUUUGGAUUUAUUGCUAUGCUCGAGGCCAAACAUUCUUGAGCAAACCAAUGCAAAGCUACUGGACAAAGAGUCCUCUUGUAUCCUCAAAAAGACCAAAUACAAGAAACUCAAUGAAAUGUGUAGGAUGAAAACAGAAAAUGAAGAACUUGUUUUAUCUUCCUUGUGAAACAGAGUCUCUGCUUACUUGAGAAACUCCUUAGUUUCCAUGUUUUGUUUUAUUUAUUCAGAAUAUUCGAAUCACGGGCCUUUUCAUGGUUGCUUGAUAGAGUUCCCAGUCCAAACUUUGUUUUGUCUAUAUUAGUUUGUGGAUUUGUAAGGUAAAGAUCUUUAUUGGACCUUUUAUAAGAUAAAGAUCAUUCUAAAGUCA